Molecule: messenger RNA, 1452 nt
Organism: Rana temporaria (common frog)
Lineage: Eukaryota; Metazoa; Chordata; Amphibia; Anura; Ranidae
Gene: CALCR
Product: calcitonin receptor
Exons: 12
Coding region: 2-1438 (478 amino acids)
Biological process (GO): cell surface receptor signaling pathway; positive regulation of cytosolic calcium ion concentration; adenylate cyclase-activating G protein-coupled receptor signaling pathway
Cellular component (GO): axon; plasma membrane
Molecular function (GO): calcitonin receptor activity; amylin receptor activity
Source: RefSeq, a predicted model, not a curated record
UAUGGAACUUGUAUUUCUGCAAACAAUGGAGGGAAAAACAAACUCCUGCUGCUUCUUCUUAAUCAUUCUUUUAAUUAGAAUGGUUCCAGGUCACACCUCUACAGUCAACUAUGCCGAUCCCACCCUCAUGCCACUCGCCCACGAGGAAGCCAUCGCCAGGCAAAGAAUCAUAAACUCCCAGUUCAAAUGUUACGAGAAAAUGAAAAGGGAUGCGCCGUAUUCCAAAUCAGGUCUGUAUUGUAACCGCACCUGGGAUGGGUGGCUUUGCUGGGACGACGCUCCGGCCGGACAAAAUGUUACCCAGAACUGUCCAGACUAUUUUGCAGAUUUUGAUCCUACAGAGAAAGCUUCCAAAUAUUGUGAUGAAAAGGGAGGUUGGUUUCAGCACCCGGAAAGCAAUCGGACAUGGUCCAACUAUACAAUGUGCAUCACCUAUACUACUGAGAAACUGAAGAAUGCCUACAUCCUUUAUUACAUGGCAAUAGUUGGACAUGCCCUCUCUAUUGUCUCCCUGCUAAUUUCCCUUGGAAUUUUCUUCUACUUCAAGAGCCUAAGCUGUCAGAGGAUUACACUUCAUAAAAACUUGUUUUUCUCCUAUGUCCUGAAUUCCUUAUUUACUAUCGUCCAUCUUACAGCUGUGGUCCCAGAUUUGGACCUGGUGAAAAGAGACCCGGUCAGCUGCAAAGUCCUGCAGUUCUUUCAUCAGUAUAUGCUGGGCUGUAAUUAUUUCUGGAUGCUGUGCGAAGGCAUUUACCUCCAUACGUUAAUUGUGGUGGCCGUGUUUGCUGAAGAACAGCAUCUACAUUGGUAUUACCUCCUGGGCUGGGGGUUCCCUUUAGUGCCUACAUCAAUUCAUGCUUUUGCAAGGACAAAGUACUUUAAUGACAACUGUUGGAUGAGCGUGGAGACACAUUUAUUAUACAUCGUUCAUGGUCCAAUCAUGGCUGCAUUACUGGUUAACUUGUUUUUCCUUUUGAACAUUGUACUAGUACUUGUGACGAAGUUACGAGACACCCAUCGAGCAGAGUCCAAUAUGUACAUGAAAGCAGUACGAGCCACGUUAAUUCUGGUGCCAUUAUUAGGGAUCCAGUUUGUUAUAUUUCCAUGGCAGCCGGAGAACCGUCUGGCGGGGGAAAUUUAUGAUUAUUUCAUGCACAUAUUGAUGCAUUAUCAGGGAUUACUUGUUGCCACGAUCUUCUGCUUCUUUAAUGGAGAGGUACAAGGAGCACUGAAGAGGCAGUGGAUGCAAUAUAAAACUCAGUGGGGACAAAGACGUCGAGAACAUUGUUCUAUGCGUUCUACUUCCUAUACGGCAACGUCUAUAACAGAAGUUCCUAUUUACUUGUACCCUCAAGAUUCCAACAGUGAACAAUUAAACGGAAAAUAUGGAGAUGACUCUGAAAUCACUGCACUUAACUCUGGGGAUACGUAUGCCUGAACUAAAAAAAAAAA